CUUUUAUUCAGAAACACUUCUGCUUUUUUGAAGUAUGACUUUGAAUGUAUUAGCUCAAAGAGGAAAUGCUUCGCUGGACGGUUCAGAGGACUCAAAUCAGGCAGCAGUGACUUGUACAUGUUAACACCAGGUUUAAAAAGGCAACCAGACGGCAGUGGAGAUGGCGGAUUAUAUUAAUGAUGAGUAUGUGAGAAACUCAAGACACACACAAAGACAGAGAACUGGAGACACCAUUCAAACAGAGAGAAGACUCUGUAAACUGGCCUACUUCAGCUUUUGCCUGCUGUGCCUUCUACAAGCCAUUCUUAAUAUUUCUUUGCGCCUCACAGGGAGUGAAGACAGCAGUAACCUGUCCAAGGAGAGAGACAAGCUGCAGAGCAGUGUCAGUCAACUAAAAGAACUCAACUACAACCUGACCCAAAACAUGAGCCAGUUAGAGACCAUUAACAGGAACCUCACACGAGAAAAAAAUGAAUUACAGGCUCAGCUUUCAAAGGUGUUGGCAGAUAUAUGUACAUAUGGGAACAGAUUUGAUGGCAGCUGUUAUUUGUUCUCCAUCACACGAAAAAACUGGUACGACAGCAAAGCAGAAUGUGAAAAACUUGGUGCCCACCUGGUGAUUAUAACUAGUGAAGCUGAACAGAACUUCACCACCAGCAAGAUCAGUGAGGGACACUGGAUUGGUUUGACUGAUGAAGAGGAAGAAGAUACUUGGAAAUGGGUAAAUGGAGAGCCACUGAACACAAUGUACUGGUUGAGGGGUGAACCAAAUAACACUGGCAACAAUGAAGACUGUGUUAUUAUUUUACCAUUUAACUCUCUGCGUAACUGGAAUGAUCUUAAUUGUCAGCGGUUUUCCCGUAGAUGGAUCUGUGAAAAGGAAAUAAAUCAAUGAAAUUACUAUAUUAAAUCAGAGUUCCACAUGGGUGCGAGUGAGAUGAAGAUGGAUGAUGAACUGCUGCAGCCCCCAAAACAGGAGCAGCCAAAAGAAAAAGGAGACUUCUGAUUGGUUCCAGAUUUUUCUUUGUCUGAAACUUGUUACAAAAUCCUGAUGUUUGUUCUCU
This is a messenger RNA of Thalassophryne amazonica, 1064 nucleotides long. Its product is annotated as CD209 antigen-like protein D. Gene Ontology annotation, molecular function: carbohydrate binding. The record is from RefSeq and is a predicted model, not a curated record. Gene Ontology annotation, cellular component: external side of plasma membrane. Gene Ontology annotation, biological process: biological process involved in interspecies interaction between organisms. The transcript is spliced from 6 exons. NCBI's taxonomy places the organism in Eukaryota, Metazoa, Chordata, Actinopteri, Batrachoidiformes, Batrachoididae. The coding region runs from base 161 to 895 and encodes 244 amino acids.